Messenger RNA from Microbotryum saponariae, 1444 nucleotides. The record is from the annotation of a GenBank genome assembly. Lineage: Eukaryota; Fungi; Basidiomycota; Microbotryomycetes; Microbotryales; Microbotryaceae.
AUGAUCUUGUACCCCUCCGCACCAUCGAGGUCAGCCCACAACUUGAACGCUCGAAUCUCGAUGACGUGUUAAGCUUCGCUUCCACCGCUAGCGACAGCCAAUCCUCCCGCCGCACCGAACACGCACAGUAUGUGUACUCCGGUCCGCUCCUACGCAACAGUCCAGUGUUGGCAUUGUAGAAUGCAGUCUGGGGCGACUCGUGCACAGCAGCAUCAAAUUCAGCAUGAAGCGGUUUCAGCUUCGACUUCGACUUCGGCUUCCGUCUGCGUUGCUCCCCAAGUAUCGGAUCUACAAAUCGCCGAUGGAGACUGUCUCGUGCCCGACGUAGUUUUGGCGAAUGUGGUGACCGCAGAGACAGUGGAGCCAACAUCAUCGCUCUUUGAAGGCUACGCAACAACGCAUAACGACUCUGAUGAACCAGUAUUCGAACACGUACAUGUGCCGCCACCCCCUACCGACGAACCAAUUCACUCAUGGCUGCUCUUUGAGAAAGCUCUCCGUUAUUUCAACCAGGACAAGCCCACCUAUGUCAUUCCGACAGGCGACGCCCCUUUGUGGGAACUUUCGGACGAGCUCGUGCUCUCAAAGCUGUGGCCACACCUCGAUCCAUUUGGUCUCGUCGGUUCCUGUGUGGAGCGCGACCUCGACAUUUCUCUGGACGAGCAAGUCAAACAUUUGCUCAAUCUAUACGACAGCGAUUUUCGAUGCGACCCGUCUUUCCCAGUCAUCGUCUCGAACAUGCUCCGCCGACGAGAAGUAUUUCGCCAACUCGCUUUUCGGGUCCCCAAUGGCUCGAAUCGCAGCAGCACAGUUCGAAAUCGACAUGGAUGUUUUUGUCCGAAAUGAUCAAAAAUCCCAAGGACACGAAAAGGUACAAGGCAACAACAGAAGCAGAAAAGCAUACCAACCGUAUUCUUGCGGAAUUGCAAAGUGUCCGAGACAAAUUUCACGGCACAACUGCGCAGAUGUUCGACAUGAGGAGUGGGAUCCGCGGAUACGUCAACGCGUUCGGUAUGUACACCCUCUUCGUCAUCAUCAACCCGGAAGAUUUACGCUCACCGUUGAUGACGAGGUAUCUCACAGCCUUAGGCGCAUCAAGGACAAGUUUCUCGACCAAGCAGAUACCGUUUGGGCCAACGACAAAAAGUCAUCUAAUCGUGGAUUGCAACGCUCUUCCCACUUUGAAAGAUUUGUGGGGGAAUACUGACACUCCAUGCCAUUUGAUUCCCAUGUCUCUCAGCGGUGGACACAUUCACCACACCUAGCCAGGCCGUCUCGCGCCCAAGUCGCUCCCGGAAGUCCCGAUCUCUCAACGUCAACUGAAACCACUUCUUAUAGCUGACUUCGGUGAACGCGCGAUGUGGGUCCCCGGCGCUGACGACCACAUGUGAACACAAACUCGUCCACUGCAGACGCAGACUGUGACAUGGGCGAUGUCGAGUAA